UCGCACGAGAUGGAGAAGAAAGCGAAUAUUCCUUGGAAUUUAUGGAGUGACGUAUCGAAAAGUGAAACGUGGGAUGAUCAACCGCUGCAACCAUUUCUCUUGCCACAAUCACUGGCCCCUCAUGAAUGGAAAAGAUUUCCUGAGAUUGAUAAUGCGGAGAUCGUUCUCUGUGACUCAACAGAUUCUCCCGAUUUAUUCAGCAAUAAUCGGCAUUUAUUGCACAGUGAGUUCAUCAGAUGGUUCUGCUGUACAUUGAGAAUCCUGAAUUAUUCCCAUAAAGUGGACGGCAAGAAGUGGCAGGGAUGGCAUCACAUUUUCUCACCGAAUAAAUCCCGAAGGAGCUCCGACCGAAAUCCCCAAAUAAAUCCCAACGGAACGAAAAAUUUAUUGCAAGUUGGGACGAGAGGCUGUGCAGCUAGAACCCUUUGCCUGAAUCCUGGAAGACACUUGUUGAGGAUUUUCUGUCAGUCCAGGGAGCAUUACUAUUUAACAAUAUCAUCAGACACUGUCUUCCACAUUGGAGACAGGAUGAGAGUCCAGGACCUCAUGACUUCUGAAUCAGAAAGAAUUGAAUUCUUCGCGGAGGAUGUGCAUCGCAGACUUAAAACUGCAAUCAACUCUCUAUCCACUCCAAAUGAUCUUACGGAUUUGAGGGAUUUUUAUCAGAGCUACAUGCCGCGAGAAAUUCACUCCAAAAAAUUCUGCAAACUCGAUCGCUGGAGGAUUCACGAGAGGUUCAAAGCAGAAUUUUUGGACACCGCUGGGAAGAAAUGUCGAGAGAAUGGAAGACGUGCGUUAAAAAUCUUCUUCAUGUCCCUUGAAUCCCGAGGAGGAGAUAAAACCCCAGGGGCUGACGAUGACACUUCCCCUGCAGCUGUGAAGAUUCAGUCGUUCUUCCGAAUGCUGCGAGCGAAGAAAUACCUGCGACUUCGUCAGGGUAACGACAGAGAACAUGAGGAGGUAAAACGGACUCUAGAAGAGGUCCUGGAGGCUUUCGACACCAAGACAAUGUGCCAGGUUGUCAGGAAUUUGGUGAAUGGGAUGGGGGAGCUGGGGAUGUAUCCCUGCAGCUCGGAUUUUCAGAAUGUCCUGGAGAUCCAGAAGAUGAGGGGAACAGCUCUGGUUUCUCCAGGCAAUUGGGUUCCAAUGGUUCGACAGAAUCUGAUGGUGCGACCUGGAGAAAUCGUCUUCGCUGCCCUGGACUUGUUCGUCGAAUUGCCUGGGUACAGUCUCAGGUGUUUCGACAAUGACACCAGCAAGGAAGUCUUCAGGGCUGUAAAUAAUGUGAUGCCCUUCCACUACAAAGGAAACAGAACUGGAUUCACUGUCGUUGGAUAUGGAUGGACUGAUGAGGACAGACCUGCAACGGUGAAUUGGACUCUGCACAUAACAACCAGAAGAGGAUCUUCUCAAUUCCUCGGUGAAGGUCAAUCCCAGCCUUUACCCUCCAUGACAGAAGACGCAAACCCUGCGAUAUAUGAAUUAUCAAACAUCUACAUCCCGAACUACAACAAUUGCCUCGCUAAAGCCACCCUGAGAGUCUCCAGAAAAUGCAUUCUGUCUCUUCGGCUGAAGACGUCUUACCCGAAAGCGAAAAUCACAUUGAGAGUUUCAAGUACAGAAAUUAUGAUAAAAGAAUUUUCUGGAGUCUCGGCGGUUUUCCUGCCAGUGGUCAGGCUUGACUGCGAGGUGGAGUACCUCAUCCAGGGAUUUGUCCUGGAGAAGUCCUGGCCAUUGACAGAGGACGAGUGGAGGUGUGUCCAGAGGGCGAAGAGCGAUCUGGAGGAAAGGAUAAGCUCGUCGGGUUUGUCUGGAAAUUUUGUGGAGAGAAGAACCCUGAGAGCUGGUGAUUCGUUGGAAAAUCCUCACUGGAGUCUUCAAAUUUUGUGUGACCCUGACAUCAUCAUUGAGCUCCAAGAAGAUGUCCGAAGAGACUUGGAGAUGCUGGAGACCAAACUGCAGUGGAGAUCGCAGGAUCCCGGUAGAUCCGAUCGCGGAAAAAAUCUGCGGGAAGAAUUUCGGGAUAAAAUUAGCAUUGAACGUUGCAAUUUCGAGUUUUCUGAGGAGGAGCAAGCGACUCCUCCAGGAGAUGACGAAGAGAUCAGAACACUGAGUCCUCCACGUGACCGACGACGAUUGCCACCCCUGGAUCUACCUCGACAGGCUCCAGGGACGAGGGGAAUGCUCCAGGAACAGAUCCAGAAGAGGACGAGUUUAUUGAAAUUCGAGGAAAAGUCCAGGUACCUGAUGCAGCGCCUGGAGAUGACGUUGGUUAAAUCUCUGGGGAUGCCGAUUACAUAA
This is a messenger RNA of Fopius arisanus, 2301 nucleotides long. RefSeq names its product androglobin-like. The transcript is spliced from 7 exons. The record is from RefSeq and is a predicted model, not a curated record. NCBI's taxonomy places the organism in Eukaryota, Metazoa, Arthropoda, Insecta, Hymenoptera, Braconidae. The coding region runs from base 10 to 2301 and encodes 763 amino acids. Gene Ontology annotation, molecular function: protein binding.